UUUCAACCAACUGCCAACCAUUUCAGCAGUGCCGACGAGCAGCAUGCGAACGACCUUGUCGUCCGCUAGCAACCCAUAAGUCACUCAUCCUGCAUCGCCAUACCGCACGCAGGCAUAACUCUCUCGGUGUUCUGUCAACACCACCCACCCGCCACCGCUAUAUCGGUGAUAGAAAGAAAAACGCAAACGUGGCGCCACCCCGUCAUCUGCGCUAGAUUCUGCGAGAUGCAAUGCUGCCUAACGACAACGCAAACAUAUACCCACCCCCAGGGGGUCGAAGCGGCAAUGCACCCCCUGGUUUUCCACCAUACGAUACCCAAAUGCUGCAGGAUUACUCGGCACGGAACCGAGACUUGCUCGAUAUACAAAUGCCCCUAGCUACGGCUGGGAGUUCGAGCACAGCGGUGCCAGCAACGUUGCGAUCAUACCCUCAUUACUACCAAUCGCAACCGUAUGCAAAUGCGUACCGCUCAUACACAUACAUGGAGUAUCCUUCAAUGCAUGGUCUGCCUCGACAACCGCAGACUCAUCGUGUGCAACAGCAUCAAGAGCAGCAGCAGCAGCAGCAGCAUCAGAUGCAACAACAGCAGCAGCAACAGGCUCAGUCAACAUAUCCAUUUGCAUCCCGUACUGAUCCUCUGUCGCAAGCGUUCUCGCAAGAGCGCCCGCAAAUGCCGCAUUUCAUUCCAUCAUCGGGAUCAGGCGAGGGACCAUCUGUCCCUCAAGUAAGAGAACCUUCGGAGUCCGUCCCGUCUCCGCCUCGGCGGAAAGUCAAAAAACCACGCGUAUCGAAGAAGAAAUCUUCGGACAAGCAGGCAGCCAGCAGUAGUGACAGUCGGUUCGAUAGUUCCCUUGGAAUUCUGACGAAGAAGUUCAUCAGCGUUCUGAGCGCUUGCGGUGAUGGCAUAUUGGAUCUGAAUCACGCCGCCACCCAAUUGAAUGUGCAGAAACGUCGUAUCUACGACAUCACGAACGUGCUGGAGGGCAUUAAUGUGAUUGAAAAGACUACAAAGAAUCACAUUCGUUGGAAGGGAGGUCCAGCAUAUCUGCGAAAUCGAGAGGAGGACUACCGAAUGGACGUCCUGAAAGCAGAGUGCGACACGUUGGAGAAGGAGCUGGCGGAACUGAGGACUGCCAUGCAGGAUGUUCAAGGGGAUCAGGAAGCUCUGCUGGCAAAAGAUUAUGUCAAGAGCUUGCUGUACGUAACGAAAGACGAGGUCCGGAACUUGACGGCCAAUCAUGCUGAGAAAGUAGUGACCAUUCAGUACGCGAUUGGGUCUACGGUCACUAUCCAGCAAGAUGACCAGGUGAACGUAGGGUCGACCCACCGAGCCACUCACCAUACAAAUUGUGAACGAGGAGGGAGGGAUAGGGAACGUCGAAGUAUCCGAUCUCGGGAAGGGAAAAGGAGGGGAGACGGGGAGGACUCUUGAGAUGCCCCGCAAGUUCUCUCCCGCGGGAUAUCCCACGGGGCGGGACGAAGUGUCUUGGGCACAAGAUGCCCAAAGCACGGAGAAAGGCGUCGGCAGCGGACAGCAACGAUACCCCUUACAGCAUGCUAUGUCCCACACCGCCAUGCCCGCGGAGCUGUACACCCAUCCCUCCGCUGCCGGGUCUGGGUCCGCCCCUUGGGGGAGUGGGUACGCGCUGAAAACCCAGCCUCGGUAUGCCGGCG
Fimicolochytrium jonesii is the source of this 1675-nucleotide messenger RNA. RefSeq names its product E2F/DP family winged-helix DNA-binding domain-containing protein. NCBI's taxonomy places the organism in Eukaryota, Fungi, Chytridiomycota, Chytridiomycetes, Spizellomycetales, Powellomycetaceae. Gene Ontology annotation, molecular function: DNA-binding transcription factor activity, RNA polymerase II-specific; RNA polymerase II cis-regulatory region sequence-specific DNA binding. Gene Ontology annotation, biological process: regulation of transcription by RNA polymerase II. Bases 231 to 1433 code for a protein of 400 amino acids. The record is from RefSeq and is a predicted model, not a curated record. Gene Ontology annotation, cellular component: RNA polymerase II transcription regulator complex. The transcript is spliced from 7 exons.